Molecule: messenger RNA, 1668 nt
Organism: Nycticebus coucang (slow loris)
Lineage: Eukaryota; Metazoa; Chordata; Mammalia; Primates; Lorisidae
Gene: SMIM32
Product: small integral membrane protein 32
Exons: 1
Coding region: 629-940 (103 amino acids)
Source: RefSeq, a predicted model, not a curated record
GCCUCCUCAGAGCUCAGUCUCCCGCUCCAGAGAGGAGCGAGUAGGAACAAGCUUGCCGCACACCGGGCGUCUGGACAGGGACCCAAGCCUGCAGGACUGCUCUGAGACACUGCGGUGGCAGCCGCACCGGAGGACGCAGAGGACUCCCGGACCACCCGCUGUCCGUGCACUCUGCGACUAGGCGCUGAGCGAGGACCCCGGGUUGCGGCCGCACUCGCUGGACAUCUCUUCCGCUGCUGCAGCCCAGAGGCGCCCUGGUGCCCGGGGCUUACCGGAGCUGGGGUUCGAGCUGAAAGGGUGGCCCGAAAGCCGUGAGACCAGUCCGUAACGCUAGACCUCUGUCCAGGUGGCGACGGCGAGAAACAGGGACAGCCCGAGGGGCGCGGGCACGGAGCUGUCCAGCUCCAAGCGCUGGGGUCCGCCGCCCGGAGGGAAAAGCAGCUGAGCGCGGAGACUGGGGAGCCGACGCGUCCCUGUGUCUCUGCAGCUCCACUGGCCCGAAGGCACCGACUCCCGGUCAGUUGCGCGCAGCAGGGCGGGAGGGACGCGCCAUGGAGGCGCCGGGUGGCGCCGGUCUCCGCCAGGCAAAGUGAGGUGGUCCGGCCGGAGUCGGCGGGACCCGCGGGCCAUGUACGGAGACCUAUUCAACGCCACGGGCGGCCCGGAGGCGGCGGUAGGCAGCGCUCUGGCCCCGGGAGCCACGGUCAAGGCGGAGGGCGCUUUGCCACUGGAGCUGGCCACCGCGCGCGGCAUGCGGGACGGCGCGGCCACUAAGCCGGACUUGCCCACCUACCUGCUGCUCUUCUUCCUGCUGCUGCUCUCCGUGGCGCUAGUGGUCCUCUUCAUCGGCUGCCAGCUGCGCCACUCGGCCUUCGCCGCGCUGCCCCACGACCGCUCGCUGCGCGACGCCCGCGCGCCAUGGAAGACGCGGCCGGUGUAGCGUUGGACUGAGUCAGGGUCGCCGGGCACCCUGUCCUGGUCCCGCCAAGAGCUGUCACAAGCCAAGCAGGGUGGGCUUGAGGCUGUGGGUCGCUGGCCCUUGAGAACGCUGCGCCCUGACCCCAAAUUCCUUCCCGACCUAGAGCGAGAUCCGGAGAGUCAAAGGGGACUGAGGUGUUGGGAGGCUGCGUAGGGUCUCGAUCCUGUACUUGGAAGUACCAUGAUUCUUAUCCCCGGGCCGUGUCUGUCUUUUCCUGGUCAGCACGUCAAGUUGGGGAAACCUCCCUGAAAGACGACGCGCCAGCCGGGGGCCAGCCCGAGAACAAGAGCCUCGCGCGGCGCCCUCUGACUUCCUUACUCUGUACACAGAAGGGGCAGGCAGGGAGAUCGCCCAACUGGCCGGGAGCUGCCUUCUGGACUCCUGGUUCUGUGGCUGCCUCCCCAGGGCUGCUACUGCCUCUCCUGCUCCUUGGCAACAAGGAACCCAGUCGGAUCCCUACGUGAAUUCAGCUGGACUUUGGAAUGAUGGCCCUUAGGGGCCGCAUCCCUCCAGGAAAAUGAUGGGCUGCCGGUUUCAGUGGGGCCGUCCAGGCCCAAGGACCCAGUUCCCUCUGCGGGCAUGGGCAGUGGGGGGCGGUGGAGAGGCGAAGGGUCCCACCUGAAGCCCCCUGUGGUGGGGGAUCCACAUCUCUCAUCGCCACAGGCCACAUUUCUACAAUAAAAACUCAC